Molecule: messenger RNA, 201 nt
Organism: Racocetra persica
Lineage: Eukaryota; Fungi; Glomeromycota; Glomeromycetes; Diversisporales; Gigasporaceae
Source: the annotation of a GenBank genome assembly
GUGUUUCUGGCCUUCUUGGGCUAGACACUGGUGUUGUUAAUUCAAUUAGUUCUCCUGUUGCUAGGGUUGUUGUGGGUAUUGUGGUUGCUGGGAUUGCUGAGGUUGCUGCUUUGGAGGUUGCUAGGAUUGCUGCUUUAAAGGUUGCUAGGGUUGCUGCGGUAGUGGUUGUGGGCCUCUUCAAUGCAUCUUGUGGACUUGAAA